Molecule: messenger RNA, 399 nt
Organism: Diaporthe amygdali
Lineage: Eukaryota; Fungi; Ascomycota; Sordariomycetes; Diaporthales; Diaporthaceae
Product: riboflavin aldehyde-forming enzyme
Exons: 2
Coding region: 1-399 (132 amino acids)
Source: RefSeq, a predicted model, not a curated record
AUGUUCCGUAUCGCCACUGCUUUGACGGCUCUUGCCGCCCUCGCCACAGCCGCUCCAGCGCCCCAAAGCUCCCGUGGUAUUACCAGCGGUAGCCUGACAUGGUACACUGAAGGUCUUGGCCAAGGAUACACCGCUUGCGGCACUCUGAGCGCUAUCACUGACCACAUCGCUGCCCUCUCACCAGCCGAUUACGGCGAGUACGCAAACCCCAACGAAAGCCCGGUCUGCGGCAAGCAAAUCCGCGUCCACGGGCCCAACGGCAACUCGGUCCUAGCCACAGUCGCAGAUCGGUGCGCCGGCUGCGCUACUGGAGACGUCGAUGUCACCCCUACCGUGUUCCUGGAGCUUGGCUACGCGCAGGACGUCGGCCGCGUGGCUAUCGAUUGGAGCUUUGAGUAA